Messenger RNA from Lactuca saligna, 1770 nucleotides. Lineage: Eukaryota; Viridiplantae; Streptophyta; Magnoliopsida; Asterales; Asteraceae. The record is from the annotation of a GenBank genome assembly.
AUGGUGAACAGUCAAGAUUCGUAUGCACAACUAGUUGCAGUUGCAACCACACAUGGUGUGGUGGAUGUGUACCAAGCAUACGAUGGGGCUGCAAGCGGACAAACCCUUCCCUUUCAGGUUUUGUUCAAGAAUCUGAAUGUUGAUUUGAAGGAAGUAAGCCCAUCAUCCAUUCUUAUGGAUAAAGUACCUUUUCAACACUUUGCUGAUAAAAUUGGUGGCUGUCUUUUGAGGAUGAAUUCCACCUCAAUGCGUUCCUUUUAUCCCCAUCAAAUACACCCCAAUACGUUAUCUAUGAGUGGAGUUGUAAGUGUUGUAAUAGGAGGAGUUAGUAGGUAUUUAGACAUGCAUACCAAAGAUAACAAGUAUUGGCUUUAUCUCAUAAACCAUGUCUCAAAACCUAAGUUCACCGUCCUAUUUCACUUACAGGUUUAUCAUAACUUCAUCAUCACAAAAGCCAAACAAAUUGUUAUAUUUUUACAUAUCUAUUCAGGGCACAAGAAUUGGGUUCUCUUUGUUGCAUGGUCACCAGAUGGCAAACAUCUAGACCUAGAUGCAUUCUCUGCAGCUAUUGUUGUGAGUAUUGCCUUCUCUUUCAUUCCUGCUUCGUUAGUUGUUGCUAUUAUGAAGGUUUUGUUCAAGAAUCUAAAUGUUGAUUUGAAGGAAGUAAGCCCAUCAUCCCUUCUUAUGGACAAAGUAAGAGAAGUUGAAGGAAACCAUGAUUUUUCCAACAAGAUGUCAGGUCAUCUCAACAACCACCAAUGAUCUAUGAGUGGAGUUGUAAGUGUUGUAAUAGGAGGAGUUAUUAGGUGUUUAGACAUGCAUACCAAAGAUAACAAGUAUUGGCUUUAUCUCAUAAACCAUGUCUCAAAACCUAAGUUCACCGUCCUAUUUCACUUACAGGUUUAUCAUAACUUCAUCAUCACAAAAGCCAAAAAAAUUGUUAUAUUUUUACAUAUCUAUUCAGGGCACAAGAAUUGGGUUCCCUUUGUUGCAUGGUCACCAGAUGGCAAACAUCUAGACCUAGAUGCAUUCUCUGCAGCUAUUGUUGUGAGUAUUGCCUUCCCUUUCAUUCCUGCUUCGUUAGUUGUUGCUAUUAUGAAGGUUUUGUUCAAGAAUCUAAAUGUUGAUUUGAAGGAAGUAAGCCCAUCAUCCCUUCUUAUGGACAAAGUAAGAGAAGUUGAAGGAAACCAUGAUUUUUCCAACAAGAUGUCAGGUCAUCUCAACAACCACCAAUGAUCUAUGAGUGGAGUUGUAAGUGUUGUAAUAGGAGGAGUUAUUAGGUGUUUAGACAUGCAUACCAAAGAUAACAAGUAUUGGCUUUAUCUCAUAAACCAUGUCUCAAAACGUAAGUUCACCGUCCUAUUUCACUUACAGGUUUAUCAUAACUUCAUCAUCACAAAAGCCAAAAAAAUUGUUAUAUUUUUACAUAUCUAUUCAGGGCACAAGAAUUGGGUUCCCUUUGUUGCAUGGUCACCAGAUGGCAAACAUCUAGACCUAGAUGCAUUCUCUGCAGCUAUUGUUGUGAGUAUUGCCUUCCCUUUCAUUCCUGCUUCGCUUAGAGCAAUGGUUCCAAGAGAUGAGCUGAGACGAAGAAGAAACAAGGCUAGCUGCAACUAUAAUUCAGCCGACGAAGAUGAAACAAUUCCAGAAACUCCUAAAGCCAUUCUUCAAAAAGAUACUUCUAAUCCUUCACAGACAGCUGUUAUACACCCGAAGAUUCGGUUGCCAAGUCAUUAUCUGAGGAGGCACAAACUUCUAACAUUCUUGUGA